Messenger RNA from Malus domestica (apple), 1468 nucleotides. RefSeq names its product transcription factor TCP7-like. Gene Ontology annotation, molecular function: sequence-specific DNA binding; DNA-binding transcription factor activity. The record is from RefSeq and is marked provisional. Lineage: Eukaryota; Viridiplantae; Streptophyta; Magnoliopsida; Rosales; Rosaceae. Gene Ontology annotation, cellular component: nucleus.
CAGCUCGUACACGCACUGUGUGUGUGGGUGUGUAAACCCAGCUUUACACCCAGCUGAGCAGGAGCAGCUCACUUUCAAUUUCUUCACAUGUCAAAUUCCGAGGCGCCUAAUAACGAGCUCACUAACGGCGGCGGCGGCGCAGGAGCUAUGGUGGAGCAGACCUCGCAGAGGCCGUCAAGUAACGGCGUCUUAGCCGUCAAGAAGCCACCCUCUAAGGACCGACACAGCAAGGUCGACGGACGGGGCCGCCGCAUCCGCAUGCCCAUCAUCUGCGCCGCACGUGUCUUCCAGCUCACACGUGAGCUCGGCCACAAGUCCGACGGCCAGACCAUCGAGUGGCUCCUCCGCCAGGCCGAGCCCUCCAUCAUCGCCGCCACCGGCACGGGCACCACCCCAGCCUCCUUCUCCACCGUCUCCGUCUCCCUCCGCGGUGGCAACACCUCCUCUUCCGCCCCCUCCACCACCUCCUCCGAUCACAAACCGCAGCUACUGGGCCCCACCCCCUUCAUCCUCGGCAAGCGCGUCCGCGGUUCCCUCGACGACCCCGAAAACAACCACAGCCACAACCACAACCACAACCACGACGCCUCCGCCGCCAAGGACCCCUCCGACAACCACGCCAACAACGACGGAGCCGUCUCAGUCGUCGGGCACUCCAUGGCCUCCAUGCUAGGCCCCAACGCAGGGGGACCCGGCGGGUUCUGGGCCCCGCACUUCGGGCAGGUGUGGAGCUUCGCCGCCACACCGCCCCCGGAGCUGAUGGCCCAGUCAGCGCUGUCCCACCAGCAGCAGCAACAGCACCAUCAGCAGCAUUCGUUGUUCUUGCAGCAGCAGCCGAUGGGCGAGGCCUCGGCUGCCAGAGUGGGAAAUUACCUUCCUGGACAUCUCAAUUUGUUGGCUUCUUUGUCGGGCGGGCACGGAAAUUCGGGUCGGAGAGAAGACGACCAGCGUUGAAAAACCCGAUUGGGUUGGAGUUCCGUCCGUUGGCGGUGGCUGGUGGUGUGUUUUGUUGGUAUAUAUAAAUAUGUGUAUGUCUCUGUUUUGCUAUUUUUGUUGUUGUUGGUUGUGUGGUUUUAGCCUUUAGGGGAGAGGUGAGAGAGUUGGACUUCCUUUAUUUGAAGAAAUUUCUUUGUAGUAGGAUUCAUAAGGUUAGAAUUAAACUAGCUUUGGGUGGCUGGAACAAGAAGAAGACGAAGAAGACGAAGAGGAAGAAUAAGGGUUUGUGCAAAUUUGUGAAUUUUAAGCAAUGUAUCAAUGCAAUUUAAAUUAGGGUUUUUCUUAGGGGUUCAAAUUGUUUGUAGGAUUUGGGAGGGUUUUGCUGGGGGAGGAGAGAGAAUGAAGGAGAAGAAGAAGAAGAAGAAUAAGAAGAAGAAGAAUUAGGGUUUUAGCUGGAGGUUUUGCUGUUGUAACUGGAAAGGGCUUUCCAGAAUUUCAAUUUUAUGAUGAAAAUAUUUAUUCCAAUCGUCUU